Salvelinus namaycush (lake trout) is the source of this 1617-nucleotide messenger RNA. Its product is annotated as BEN domain-containing protein 4-like. The transcript is spliced from 5 exons. Lineage: Eukaryota; Metazoa; Chordata; Actinopteri; Salmoniformes; Salmonidae. The record is from RefSeq and is a predicted model, not a curated record. Gene Ontology annotation, molecular function: DNA binding. The coding region runs from base 1 to 1599 and encodes 532 amino acids.
AUGGAAGGAGAAACGCAACCUGCUGACGAGGGUCUCUGCGCCCCAAAUAUGUGCGGUCAGCAGCGGGGUCCAUACAGCAACCUCAAAACCUUCCCUAACAGGCGGUUGGCGGGGAAGGCGCGGUUCCACAGACCCACAAUGGUCGAUAUCCCGCUGCUGGGAGACGGAGGCGGACAGAACUACACUCAUCUCAGUCACCAUCAUCCGUUUCAGCAGCAGCAUCAGCAACAGCGGCAGCAGCUCCACCAAACCACCCACACCAUCAGCCAGCGUAACCCGACAUCCCAGCUGCAGCAUAACUUCCCAUGCGAUAACAGGCCCAGCAGCAGAGUCGCGACAUCUACCUCGACCACAGUGGGGAGUGUGGCCCCAGCAUCACUUUGCCUUCAGCAGACGGUCAGCCUUGGCACCACGGUGCACCGGGACCCCAACUAUACAGGCCCAGCAGCAGAGUCGCGAGCAGAGGGACGAGCGGCGCUCAAACAUGAAUCACCUGAUUGCGUUUACAGGAUAAGCUCAGAAAACCGUCUCAUCUUGAAUGCUUUCGCACAGGAUUGUAGCCGUGUGCUCACUCUCCUCAACGUUGGCCGGUUCGUGGAGCCCCAAGAUCCUCUGCCCUCCUCCGUUACCUCCCACAUCAAGCAGGAGGAAAGCUGCCUCUCUGGGCCUGGGGGGGAGUCAAAGCCAGACGCGGGUCAAGUGGGUCACUGCCCCACCCUGGGCAAGCCACAGCCCAAGGAGAGCUCCACCGUCGAUCCUGAUGAGGAAGCCCAGCGAGGUCACUGGAGCCAAAAACAAACAUACGCAUUCCUGCACAUCUUCACAAAGUCCCUCCAGAGCUACCUGUUCACCGGGCCCCAGCAGCCCCACCCGGACCUGGGCCUCGAGGGAGAGCGAGGCCCAUCGGCCAAGUCUAGGGUGUCACCCAGCAAUAACCUUGGGGGCUGGAGCUCCCCAGCCCCUUCGGAGUCCUAUGGCCACCCCUCGUCCACCCUGACGGAGGAGAAAGAGGAGGAAGAGGAGAGCUGCUGCCCUCGCUGUGUGGAGCUGGAGCAGGAGAUGCUGUGUCUGCAGAAGGAGAAUGAAGAGCUGCGCAACAAGCUGGACAACAUACCAGCUCCCUGCCAGAAUGUGCUGGACUUCUUCAAGACUGUUCUCCAGCACCAUAACCCGUUUAUACAGCCCAUGUCACAGGAGCAACAAACAGAGGGCAGUAAACAGCUCCUGGGGAACUACCCCCUCUUCAUCACCAACAAGCAGUGGGACGAGGCUGUCAACUUGUCCAAGAAGGACGGCCGACGGCUGCUGCGCUACCUGAUCCGCUUUGUCUUCACCACGGAUGAGCUCAAGUACUCGUGCGGCUUGGGCAAAAGGAAGCGCUCGGUUCACUCAGGAGAGCCUGGGCCGGAGAGACAGCCCCUCAACCCCGUCAAAGUCACCUGCCUCAGAGAGUUUAUCCGAAUGCACGGUGCCUCCAACCCUGACUGGUGGUUGCCUUCCGAGGAGCAGAUCAACAAAGUAUUCAGUGACGCGGUGGGUCAUGCGCGCCAGGGUCGGUCCGUGGGGGAAUGUGAGAGAAAUUACAAGAUUAUGUUAUAAUACUUUUAUUGAAUCAAA